Molecule: messenger RNA, 1022 nt
Organism: Antechinus flavipes (yellow-footed antechinus)
Lineage: Eukaryota; Metazoa; Chordata; Mammalia; Dasyuromorphia; Dasyuridae
Gene: CCDC71L
Product: coiled-coil domain containing 71 like
Exons: 1
Coding region: 92-931 (279 amino acids)
Source: RefSeq, a predicted model, not a curated record
GCCACCGCCGCCCCAGCGGAGGACAACGCGGGGCCGGGCGGGAGGCAGCCCAGGCAGCGGCGGCGGCCGUGGCGGUCCCAAAGAAGCACCCAUGCGGCGGAGCGUGAGGAGGAGACGGCGGCGGCCCCAGGCGGCCCCGGCAGCGGCAGCGGCGGCGGCGGCGGCAGCCCCGGGCGGCGGCCCCAGGGCGAGAGGAGGUGACGGGCUGGCGGCGGAGAGGGAGGAGAAGGUGGUGUACUCGCGCUCGCAGCUGUCCCUGGCCGGCAGCACCAAGGCGCUGGGCGACGCCUUCAAGCUCUUCAUGCCCCGCAGCACCGAGUUCAUGAGCUCGGACGCUGAGCUCUGGAGCUUCCUCUGCAGUCUCAAGCACCAAUUCUCCCCGCACAUCCUCCGCAGCAAGGACGUCUACGGUUACUCUUCCUGCCGGGCCCUGGUCCCGGACCCCCCGGGACCCCCGGCCACUGCCAACAGCCACCCGGCUGGCGGUGGGGACCCGCCGUCGCCGCUGCUGCCACCGCCGUCGUCCCGCCGUCCGGCCCCUGGAGCAGCCGCCAGGAGGAGGCGCCGGGGAGCCGGAGCCGCCAAGAGAUUCAGGAAACUGCCGCCGCCGCUGCCUCAACAGCCCCAGCCCGCGCCCCUGCUCUCGCUGCCCCUCGCGCACCCCGAGCCCUCGCCGCCAUCACCCACCCUGCCCUCGCCCCCACCGUCGCCCCAGCUGCUGCCCCACGCGAGCCGCUUCGGGGGCCGGACCCUGGAGGAGAUCUGGAGAGCCGCCACCCCGGUGCUGACCACCUUCCCCACCAUCCGCGUUGGCCACGACGUGUGGAGCGAGCGGAGCCUGGCGGCGGCGCGGCGCCGAGCCCAGCAGGUCCUGCGAGUGAACCUGGAGCCCGUGGUGAGGCUCCGCCGCUUCCCCGUGGCCACAUCCUGAGACUUGAGAGGGGACCGACCCCAGCCAGCCCGUCGUCGCCCUCCUCUCUCCCGUCCCCCGGCUCCAUCCCUCCCCUCUGGCCCCUGGCUCG